AUGGCACAUACUGCCUCUUCUUCUCCAAAGCAACAGCGCAUUGAGUGGAUGUGGAAAUCGAAUGCCGAUCCGUGGUCUUCUUCAGAAAAGGAACAGUGGACUCCUUAUAUAGAUGUAGAGUCAAUAAUAAUCGAAGAAGCUUUUCAAAACAAAGCAUCGGAAGUCCUUCUGGAUGAUUAUCAUAUCAAUCUAAGACAUUUCGUUCAAAUAGCUAAUAACAAUUCAGAGACUCAACGACCCGUUAAACGUGUUAUUCAGGAACGGGACGAUAAGAUAAAAAUAAGAGAAGCGCGAUUCAUUCCCAGUGAUAUUUGGCCAUCCAAAUCUUUUGAACAAUGGGGAAGUGGUGCCUCCAAUUUUAUUUUUGCCGUUAGAAAUCACUUUGAUUUAGACGAUGAAUUUUCAUUAGAUGAUGUACCUUCUUGUCGCUUUAUGGUGAAGAAAGCAGCCGAGGGUCUGAUUCUCGAAGGCAAAAUGGCAGGAAAACAGAAGAUUGCUGAAUGGAUGACAGAACAAUUAUUGAAGGUAAAAGACGGACCCACAGAAAACGUAGUUAACGUUUGCGCUCGUCUCUACUCUAUGGAAAGUUUUUUGCUCCGGAAGAUCAACGAAGUUAUGCGAUUGGAUGGCGAUAAGGAAAAGUCACAUUUGUGGUAUAGUAAAAUACCUACCUUUGGCCCAUUUACUUUUCUCCUCCACGAAAUGCCCGAACAUGGUAGUGAAAGCAAGACGACUGUCUUCCGAGGAGCCACUCUAACUGACGAGUUAAUUCAACAAUAUCAAAACUCGGACAAAAGUGGUUACAUGAUGUUUCCGGCUUUCACUUCUACUAGUCGCAAUCCAAUAGUAGCUGAAAUUUUUGGAGGCAAUACAAUUUUUAUGAUCGAUAUCGUACCUCGCAAAGAUGCUAUCGAUAUAUCGUCUUAUUCUGCCAUACCUGAUGAGGAAGAAUUAUUAUUGCAUGCUUGUUUCGAGUUUCGUGUAGAAUCGUGCACUUUUAACAAUGACAAAAAUAAAUGGAUUAUACAUCUUAAGUCAUUUUAUGUACAAUGA
Messenger RNA from Didymodactylos carnosus, 1053 nucleotides. The record is from the annotation of a GenBank genome assembly. NCBI's taxonomy places the organism in Eukaryota, Metazoa, Rotifera, Eurotatoria, Philodinida, Philodinidae.